AUGGCGGCGCUUGUGGGGCUGCGAGCAUGUUUCUCCGCACUUCAGCUUACAUCUCCAAGCCUUCUGCACAGCACUUAUAGAUUGUGUGCGGUUCCUUUGAGUCGGCGGACUUUUGCUGCUGAAGCCAAGAAAACCUACACUCGAGACAAGCCUCAUGUUAACAUUGGAACUAUUGGGCAUGUGGAUCACGGCAAAACCACCCUGACUGCAGCCAUUACUAAAGUUCUUGCAGAUGCAGGAGGAGCCAACUUUAAAAAAUAUGAAGAUAUUGACAACGCACCAGAGGAGAAAGCCAGAGGGAUCACAAUCAAUGCAUCUCAUGUGGAGUACACGACGGCCAACAGACAUUAUGCCCACACAGACUGCCCUGGCCAUGCUGACUAUGUCAAGAACAUGAUCACUGGCACGGCGCAGAUGGAUGGCUGUAUUCUGGUGGUGGCGGCCACAGACGGACAGAUGCCGCAGACCCGUGAGCACCUCCUGCUGGCCCGGCAGAUCGGAGUGGAGCACGUGGUGGUGUUCAUAAACAAAGCCGAUGCUGUGGAGGACAAGGAGAUGGUGGAGCUGGUGGAGAUCGAGAUCCGAGAGUUACUCACUGAGUUUGGAUACGACGGAGACAAUACACCUGUGGUGAUUGGAUCUGCCCUCUGUGCACUGGAGGGCAAGCAGCCGGAGCUGGGAGUAAACGCGGUGAUGAAACUGUUGGAGAUUGUGGACUCUUAUGUGCCGCUUCCUAAAAGAAAGCUGGACGACCCCUUCCUUCUGCCUGUUGAAGGGGUUUACUCUAUUCCAGGAAGGGGUACAGUUGUAUCGGGCACAAUGGAGAAAGGAGUGAUUAAGAAGGGAGAUGAGUGCGAGUUUGUUGGCCACAAUCGCGUCUUCAAGUCUGUGGUGACAGGUAUCGAAAUGUUCCACAAGUCUUUGGACCGGGCAGAGGCUGGAGAUAACCUGGGCGCCCUGGUGCGAGGCCUGAAGAGGGAGGACGUGAGGAGGGGGAUGGUCAUGUGCAAACCAGGAUCCAUACUGCCGCACCGGAAAGUCCAGGCCCAGGUGUACGUGUUGAGUAAAGAAGAGGGUGGAAGACACAAGCCGUUUGUCUCCAACUUUAUGCCUGUUAUGUUCUCUCUGACCUGGGACAUGGCCUGCCGGGUCACUCUGCCCGGAGACAAGGAGAUGGUGAUGCCCGGAGAGGACACGCCGCUGAUCCUUACCCUGCGUCAGCCCAUGGUCCUUCAGCGAGGCCAGCGCUUUACCCUGAGGGACGGCAACCGGACCAUCGGCACCGGCCUGGUCACUGACAUCCUCACAGCCACCAGCGAGGAUGACUCCAACUGGGGCUGA
This is a messenger RNA of Knipowitschia caucasica, 1341 nucleotides long. The record is from the annotation of a GenBank genome assembly. NCBI's taxonomy places the organism in Eukaryota, Metazoa, Chordata, Actinopteri, Gobiiformes, Gobiidae.